AUGGCACCUUCCGACCCAGACUACAUUGUCCUUCUGAAUAACGUGCUCAGCAAAAGGCAUAUGGCACACAGGUUGACUUGGGAUUUCUAUCAGGAGGGCCCGCUACACAAAGCCGUGCACACUGCUGUUGCCAAGAGUACGUUCAGCCAUACCUAUGCCUUGCUUGCAGCCAUCCCUCAUUAUCUUUUUCUGCGCCUACCGUUCUUUACAUCGAGCAUAUCAGAGGCUGAUUUGUCCUCCGGCAGUUGA
This is a messenger RNA of Peniophora sp. CBMAI 1063, 249 nucleotides long. NCBI's taxonomy places the organism in Eukaryota, Fungi, Basidiomycota, Agaricomycetes, Russulales, Peniophoraceae. The record is from the annotation of a GenBank genome assembly.